CGAAACUGGCGACAAAACACUCGCGCGCUCAAAGAUGGCGGAUGGGUCGCCAGAGGAUCGUGCGUACCCGAAACAAAUGAAUGAAUUAACUUUUUCCGUAACCGACCCGUCCAAUGGUGACAUAAAAAAGUGCAGUGAACAUACAGUGGACGGCAGAGUGAGGUUAUCGUUCUAUACUGAACUAGAUGAGAGUGAUUCGUGUGAAAAAUGUGAGACACUCGGCGUGGCCGCUAAUCGUCCCGCGGCAGACGCAUCGAAUUCCCAAAAAACUACAGGGUCCCAUACAGAUGACAGUGACGACCGGAAGAAGAGAUGCUUCGACAGAUAUGAUAGCUCCGAAUCUUCUGACAGUGGCGUGGCGGUGCUGAGCCCACCGGAAAGCAGCGGCUGCAGCAGUAGCGACAUCACUGAACCGCGGUCUCCGUGCAGCCCCGAGUCGGGGUGCAGCAGCGAGGAGAGUUUGGGAGCGCGCAUGCCGCCCUGGGCGAGCGAGCCGGCCCCGCGCCGCCUCGCGGCUCAGCCCGCGCCUGUACGCCGCCCCAACCCCGUGCAUCGCCGUAUCACAGAAUACUUUAAUCAUAAGAUGAAGCCACAGAACGGCCUUAAGCGCGACGCCGGUCACAUCGCUAAUGGUGACAGCAAAAAGAAGUGCCUCCCGAAGAAUGGUGUCACGCAAGAUCUCGAGAAAUAUAUUUCCUAUCUAUCUCAAACCCUCAGUCCUAAAGUCUUGCUAGAUGUCGGAAAACAAUCUCAAACGACACACAAAUCGCCUCAGUCGACAACUAAUGUUGAUACUAAAAUUAAAGAUCUCAGUAAAUCACCAUUAAAGAGCACAGAUAGUGUGUUGGAUUUCUGCAGGACUAAGGAUAACCAAGAGGUUCAUACGAUGAAUGGUUUCGUAGAAGUAAGACAACUAAAAGAGAAGCCAAGCAAAGAUAAGUUUAACUGUGGCGUUUUAAACGGCUUAACCGACAAUAAGACAACUGAGCGCGAUAAAAAGUUAUCAUCGGACCCAUCCGCCAAAGUAAAUACUAAUCUUAAUAAGCAGUAUAAUGUAAGUAAUGCAAAUUGCAAUAAUAAAGUGCCAAUAUCGGACACACGUGAAAUAUUUGGCGUUCGAAUCGCUCCGGCCACUUCAAUGAAUCAAACGAGAAAUAAGGUUACAACAGUUAAGACUGAUUCGAAAAUAAAUGGUACCGUUAACCACACAGCAAAAUUAGACAGUAGAAUGAACGGAGUUACACGUGGCUCCAAUAAUCUAAAUUUGGUAAACAAACCUGUUUCGACAAAAAAGGAAACGUCUAAAAAGACCACACUCGCUCCAAAACGCACCAACAGAAAGUCUUCAGCGUGUAUCGCUAAUAGUAAGAACCUUUCAUGGUCAAAAGCGAAUAAUCUUAAACAAGUACAGUUACAGAAACAAAACUGUUUGAAUUCAGCAUCGAAACCACCCUUAACAAAUAUGUCGGGGGAAGCAAGCGCACCACCAAAGAUGAAUAUUGCAAACGGUGUAAGACAAGUAUCGAUGACUGUAAACGGAAAUUUAAAUAGCUUAAACGUGCCUGUUAAUCAUUUACAUAACGGCCACCAAAUUAAUGUUCAGCAACAGUGCAAUGGAACUGUAUCCUCAACGACUAUUCCUGCGUUUAUGGCAGUUCCUCAAAAUGUAAUGUUAACUACUCUAAGGAUACCUCAGAAUGGACUAACCGCUCCCAAUAUAAAUCAACAGGGGGGCAUAGCUACAAUAAACCAAGGAAAUAUUGCAACAUUAAACCAACAGGGUAGUAUAGGUGCGUUAAACCAACAACCAAACGUUACUUUCAAUCGCCCUAAUGUGACUGUAACGAGUCCGACCAAAAUUAACGGUCAAUUUGUGUUUCCGCUGGUUCAAAAUAUUAAUGGAACUGUCGUGCAAAUACCUAAUCUAAUGGCAAAGAUGCCCAACUUUGUCCUUCCUCAAGCACAACCAUUAACUGCUCAAAGACAAAAUCAUUUACAAAAUCAGCAGACGCAAAUUCUUAUAAACGGCACAUUAUUAAAACUUUCAAAUGCGAUACCUUCCUCGUUUCCUGCUACAAAUAAAACAAACCCUGUCUCAAGCCAGCCUGUAUUAAACAAAAGUUUUCCUGGAAUACAAACUGUCAAUGCGGUAACGCAUCAAAAGCCAAAUUUUAAUGUAAAUUUAAGUCAUCCGAUGCUACUACCACAGCCAGGUUUUAUUGUAACUUCAGUGCCAAACGUCAAGGAGACAUGGAGUUAUUCCACCGUGAAUACGGCCUGUUUAUCGCAAUCAACAUAUUCGAAUCCAAUAGUACAACACCCGCCGCCUAUAGUACCAAGUUUUAGCACUCAAGCAUUACAUUCGAGUAGUAUACCCAUCGCUCCUGUGAAGCCUCCUGACAACCCCAUUCAGGGCACAGAGCCACCAAGCAGUACAGUUAAGGAAUCCGACUUAAGUGACUUAAAUCAAAAGUGUGAUAUUCCAUGGCUGUCUAAAAAUGUUAAUAAUAACAUAGUUCCAUUAGAUACUAAAAAACUCACAUCGAGGCCUUUCGCUGAAAUCGGUUCGGCUAAACUAGCUGGGUUAUUGAAUGAAAAGGUUAUAGAAGAAGGGAUAUUACUAAAAGACAAAGCGAAAGAAGUUAAAAUGGUGCCUGAAGAGCUUAAAAAAGUCGAAGAGGUAUCUAGUUGUGAAGAUACUGUGUUUAGUAACAUAACCGUUUUGAAAGAAGUGUCUUCGAACGUUGAGAGUACUAUGAUAGAAGCUAACUAUAGUAGCGCCACAACGGAGUCUUCGGAAUCAGGAAUAGGAACGGAUAAGUCUAUUGACUCGCCGAGUGAUUCGCAAGGUAGCAAAGAGUGUGAUGAAGACUCAUCGUUACUGUCUUUAAGUGUGAGUGUAAGCUCGAUGGAACAAAGUCAAUCGGAAUCGCAGAAGAGCCCUAUACUGAAGCAACCCAAGAUUUUGCGGUUUCCACCAAAAUUUCCAGUGAAAUCAGAUAGACGAAGAAAGUCUAAAUUAGAUACGACAUCUACCGUAGUAGUAUGUUAUUGGGAAAAAUGCAAGUUAGAAUUUGACAGCGAUACGAAUUUAUUGGAGCACUUACAGGCCGUCCACGUUGAAACGCAAAAUGGCAAGCAGAACUAUGUGUGCCUUUGGGAGAAAUGCAAGGUGCGCGGCAAACCAUCAUGCUCGCGACUAUGGUUGGAGCGACACACCCUUUCGCACGGCGGCAACAAACCUUUCAAAUGCAUUGUCGACGGCUGUGACAGAAGAUUCUCCACUCAGGUACAAUUACGUUCUAUUAAAUUAUGUCCUCAGGACACACGAAUCCAACCACCUUGUCCAUAUAAUUUCCUUUCCUGUAUUUAUUCAAAAUCUUGUCCAAAAUGCUAUCACUACAUCACCGUUUCCAGGAUUCUCAGGUACCACCAGGAUGCAGAUCGCCAAAACGAAUCUACAAUAACGAACAUUUCAUAUUGGUGUCUAUAUCGUUAUUGUAUCUAUCGUUCUGUCGGUUUGAAAUUUGGUCUUGUCGCGGUUACUUUAAUAGUUCCCGCGCUUCUCAAUACGAAAUUAUCAGGGGUCCUAAAUCUCGUUUAUGUAGCUACAGUUUGUCUUUUGUAGCCUUUUAUGUAUUUUUGAAUCGAAUUGGAUGCGAUUCCGUUGUGUUUAUAAUAUAUAUUAAGAUUAUAAACAUUUGGUUUUUUUCUGAAUAUAUCUUUAAUUUAAAUAAAAUAGGUUUGUUUAUAAAUACGGGGUAUUUAAAGGUGCGUAUGUCCUCUCCGAAAAUGAAAAUUUAUGAUUGUAGGCACAAUUGUGAAUAGGUUUAGUAUAAAAAAAACGUAUUUAUUGUAUGAAGUACUGAACAAUGUACUUGGUGAGCGCAGCAAUCUGGCUUCGCAGAUGAAGUCGCGGGCAAAACCGUCCAAGAUAAUUUCGAAUUAUCGAAAACCGGGAACUAGUAAGGCUUUUAACUCAGCUUCUUCUAAGCUUCACAAAGCUAAAUCCAGUCAAUAGUGAUUGGGCCAUUAUUAUAAUAUCUCUUAUUUUUCUUUACUCCUCCCAAACGUAUGAUCGUAUAAUUUUACCGUCUAUUUAAUAUAGUAUUUCUGCGUGAUUCAAUGACUCAUUGAUCAGGUGGCAUGUCACAGACUCUUUUAAAAGUCACUCCUCGUCAUCACCUAAUCAUUGAUUUUGUCAGUGUCUUCAUUUAUUUCAUUCAUCAUCGUCUCAGUACUGUCAUUGUGUACAUAGUUUUUGUGAAUUGAAAAUAAAAAACUUGUGUUGUGUGUUUUCUGUUCUAAGGUUGAAGGCGAUAAAAUGAAGGAAGUUGAAUGCUCCACAUCGGUUUUGUUAUAAUUUUUCUGCAUUUUUAUAUUUGAUUUUUCUCUAAUACUACUCCGACCUAUGCCAAUACAGGACUUAUGGAGGAUGCUCUCAAGUAUAGUGUGAAAUUUGUGGAAAAUGAUCAAAAUUAUUAUUGAUUUUUUUACAUUAAACAGAAAGUGAC
Messenger RNA from Pieris napi, 4514 nucleotides. RefSeq names its product zinc finger protein jing (gene jing). Gene Ontology annotation, cellular component: ESC/E(Z) complex. The transcript is spliced from 3 exons. Lineage: Eukaryota; Metazoa; Arthropoda; Insecta; Lepidoptera; Pieridae. Bases 35 to 3628 code for a protein of 1197 amino acids. Gene Ontology annotation, biological process: regulation of transcription by RNA polymerase II. The record is from RefSeq and is a predicted model, not a curated record.